Molecule: messenger RNA, 4884 nt
Organism: Melanotaenia boesemani (Boeseman's rainbowfish)
Lineage: Eukaryota; Metazoa; Chordata; Actinopteri; Atheriniformes; Melanotaeniidae
Product: multidrug and toxin extrusion protein 1-like
Exons: 27
Coding region: 336-3425 (1029 amino acids)
Biological process (GO): xenobiotic detoxification by transmembrane export across the plasma membrane
Cellular component (GO): membrane
Molecular function (GO): antiporter activity; xenobiotic transmembrane transporter activity
Source: RefSeq, a predicted model, not a curated record
GGAGGACAGAAGCGCGCGUGCAAAGAAAACCAUGCUGAUGUUGACACUUUUAGAUUUCAUAAUACACUUUUUGUAUAAAACUACGCAGUGUUAGUGAAUGAGACCGUGAUUACGUGUUUUUGUUCUAAAUAUCCUGGUGGUCCUGUCACUGUCACCGCGUCGUGUUUCAGUUGGAGCGCGAGGAGAUUUCGAACUUCGCUCCCAGCCGUUAAAACUCAUUUCCAGCAGAUUUUCUUUCCGUUUUCUGUGACACCAGAGGACAUUUAUUCAUAGAGGUGUCAAAUGGGGGAGGCGUUUUUCGGACUCGCGUCUUUUUAAAGCGCUACACUGUGGUUAUGGAUAGCUCGGCGGCGGACACUAAAUUUACCGCAGACCUGACUGAAGCGUCCUCUUUUCAGGACCCCGGUAAAGGCUGCGGUUCAAGAGGCAUCCGAGGUUUUCUCCUGCUAGAAUACAGGAAUGAGCUGGUGCAACUCAUCAAACUGGCAGGACCAGUGGUCUUUUCCCAGCUGAUGGUCUUCAUGAUCAGUAUAAUCAGCUUGGUGUUCUGCGGUCACCUUGGGAAAACAGAGCUAGCAGGAGUGUCGCUGGCAGCUGCGGUGGUUAACGUCACUGGUAUUUCUAUUGGCACUGGUUUGUCAACAACCUGUGAUACCCUUAUAUCUCAGACCUAUGGGAGCGGUAACUUGAAGCGUAUUGGUGUGAUUCUCCAGAGGGGGGUUUUGAUUCUGCUGCUGGCCUGUUUCCCCUGCUGGGCCCUCCUCAUUAACACUGAGCCCAUUCUACUCGCUGUCAAGCAGAGCCCAGAGGUUGCCAGCCUUGCUCAGUUGUACGUGAAGAUCUUCAUGCCUGCUCUCCCAGCUGCUUUUAUGUACCAGCUUCAGGGGAAAUAUCUACAAAAUCAGGGAAUUAUGUGGCCUCAGGUUAUAACUGGAACAGCUGGAAAUGUCCUCAAUGCAAUCAUCAACUAUAUCUUCCUUUAUCCUCUGGAGCUGGGUGUGGCUGGAUCUGCAGCAGCCAAUGUCAUCUCUCAGUACUUCCUGGCUUUGUUCCUGUACGUUUACAUCUGUUGGAGGGGUCUACACAAAGCCACAUGGGGAGGCUGGUCACUUGACUGUCUGCAGGAGUGGGGUCUCUUCAUCAAGCUGGCCAUUCCCAGUAUGCUCAUGAUUUGCCUUUCAUGGUGGAUAUUUGAAAUUGGAGGAUUCCUGGCAGGUGUGAUCAGUGAGGUGGAACUUGGCGCUCAGUCCAUCGCAUACCAGCUGUGCAUUGUGGCUUACAUGUGCCCACUGGGAUUCUCUGUUGCUGCCAGUGUCCGGGUUGGGAACGCUCUUGGUGCAGGAAACACCAAGCAGGCCAAGCUUUCUUGUAAAGUCCCCAUCAUCUGUGCAUGCUCUUGUGAGAGCGGGGGUCCAAAUCACAGAAGAAAAAGAGACAUCUUAUACGCACUUGAACGCAACAUGCGAUUUACCCAAUGGCAGCAGCACCCCGACAGCUGCAGGAGGUGGUUGGCUCUCAGGACACUCCUCAAUUUACAGCACGUGUCCAACCAGUGGACUGUAUGUAAUCUGUGCUCCAACCUCCUUUCUGACUCCACAACAUCCAGCUCACGUUUCAGCAGCUUCCCUCUGACGCGCCGGCAGCAACAGACAAGAACAACUGUUAUGGAUGGUUCUGGAAAAACAAAAGUCUCUUAUUCUGAGAAAGUGAAGGUGGAUAUGAAGUCCGGUGAAGCGGCUCCCUGUGUUCAGGACUCUGGUGAAGGUUGGGGCUCCUGUCUGAAGAGAAUACGUGGCUUAAUUCCGCCGGAGUACCGCAAUGAGCUGGUGCAACUUUUCAAACUUGCGGGACCAGUGGUCAUUUCCCAGAUGAUGAUCUUUAUGAUCAGUUUUGUCAGCAUGGUUUUCUGUGGUCACCUGGGAAAGACGGAGCUGGCAGGAGUCUCACUAUCAGUUGCGGUGGUCAACGUCACCGGUAUUUCCAUUGGCACCGGUUUGUCAUUAACUUGUGAUACCCUCAUAUCUCAGACGUAUGGGGGCGGUAACUUGAAGCGGGUGGGUGUGAUCCUUCAGAGGGGGAUUCUGAUUCUGCUGCUGGCCUGCUUCCCCUGCUGGGCCGUCCUCAUCAACACCGAACCUCUUCUACUUGCUGUGAGACAAAGUCCCGACGUGGCCAGACUCUCUCAGUUGUAUGUGAACAUCUUUAUGCCUGCCCUGCCGGCUGCGUUUAUGUACCAGCUGCAGGGGAGAUACCUUCAGAAUCAGGGAAUUAUAUGGCCUCAGGUUAUAACUGGAGCAAUUGGAAAUGUUGUUAAUGCAAUAAUAAAUUAUGUCUUCCUAUACUAUCUGGAAUUGGGUGUUGCUGGAUCUGCAGCAGCCAAUGCAAUCUCUCAGUAUUCACUGGCUGUGGUCCUGUUUAUAUACAUAUACGUAAAGGGUCUGCAUAAGUCCACAUGGGGAGGUUGGUCACUUGACUGUCUGCAGGAGUGGGGGCCGUUCAUCCACCUGGCCAUCCCCAGUAUGCUCAUGCUUUGUCUGGAGUGGUGGAUAUUUGAAGUGGGAGGAUUUCUGGCAGGUGUGAUCAGCGAAGCCGAGCUGGGGGCACAGUCGAUCGUGUACGAGCUGGCUGUUAUAGCGUAUAUGUUUCCUUUAGGAUUCUCUGCUGCUGCCAGCGUACGGGUCGGGAAUGCGCUUGGUGCAGGAAACGUAGAACAGGCCAAGCUGUCGUGCAAACUCCCCAUCAUCUGUGCAUUCAUAAUUGCGUGUUUUGUUGGAGCAACCCUCUGCGCCUCCAGAACUGUCAUCGGAUACAUUUUCACCACAGAGCCUGAAAUUUUAGAAAGGGUUGCUGAUGUCAUGAUCAUAUUUGGUUUCACACAUCUUGCUGAUGCUGUUGCGGCUGUAAACGGGGGUGUCCUCAGAGGAGUAGGAAAACAACUGAUUGGUGCUCUGUGUAACCUGGUGGGCUUCUACUUCAUUGGCUUCCCCAUUGGUGUCACCCUGAUGUUUGCAGCCAACAUGGGGAUUGUGGGACUAUGGACAGGACUUACAAUAUGUGUGUUAAUGCAGGCGAUUUUCUUCAUUAUAUUUGUGUGGAGACUUGAUUGGAAGAAAGUUGCAGAAGAGGCUCUUGUGAGGGCAGGGGUUCAGAAUAAGGAAGAAAAGGACACAAUCCAGAUGGAAGAAAAAGAUUGUAACCACAGCCAGACCCAGGUCAGUGUAACGGCAUCCGGUUUUGAUGAGGAGGAUCAUACAUACCAGGAGGCACCAGUUCCUGCCCAGAAUAAAUCCUCCACCACCACAGUGGGAGAUGUUCUGUCCGUUCCACAGCUGGUUCUACGUCGUGGCCUGACGUUGCUGGUCAUGAUCAUCACCCUUGCAAUUGGAAUUGUUGCCUCAAUCUUCCUCACCGAUCUGCUGAAGUGACUCCUCUGAUGUAAAACUGGCAAUCAAAUUGAUGGUAGGCAGGUCUGAUAGCAAGUUCCAUUAAGUUUUAUUCUCAUUAGCAUAGCAUCACUUUCUCAUAUGAGAGUCACUUGUGAUGCAAUGUUUAAAAGACAUCCGUAACGUACACAAUGCUGCAGCCACUCGGUGCCUGAGAGCUGAAACAAAUAAGAUGAUGAGGGUCCCGAGAUAAAGAAAUUAAGUAAAGGCAGUACAACACUGAAUGUAGUUAAUUAAACAUUCCACUUCAACUGCAACAAUUUUCCAAAUCUGCUCUUCUGAGGUGUUGAUGAUUCCCAACUGUGUUCAAACACUGUGACCUGCCAGAGACCUGGAGAGAUCCCACUAAACAGAGACAAAGUAAAUAACCGAUUCUCUGUGAAGCACGUGUUGCACAGGAAAGUCAGAAGCCCUGCAGCUGCUAAAUAUUUGCGAUGGUUUAAAUGCUGUGUGAGUAGAUAACAUGAUAACAUGAAAUGGAAGCAAAAACACUCCAAAGAACCCAGGACGCUCCACAGAACAACAAUGCUGCUCCAGCUGCGUCAGGACCGAACCGUGAGCCACUGCCAGUUUGUUCAGGGAGUUCUCAGCAAAGAGGCUUUUAAUUAAAACACCAGCUGAGGACGGUACAUUCUGGAUCGUCACGCUGCAGAUUUUAUAAAUGUGUAGCCUUAAAUGUUGGGACACUCUGUAAAAGGCAGAUAAAAACAUAACGCAAUGAUCUAAAGUCUGUAUUUAUCUAAAAGUAGAACAUGGAUGGACAGACAGACAGACAGACAGACAGACAGACAGACAGACAGACAGACAGACAGACAGACAGAUAGAUAGAUAGAUAGAAAGAUAGAUAGAUAGAUAGAUAGAUAGAUAGAUAGAUAGAUAGAUAGAUAGAUAGAUAGAUAGAUAGAUAGAUAGAUAGAUACAUACAUAGAUUUUACUCUGAGCAUUUAUUAAAUUGUCUUUGUACUGUUUACAAACACAUUUAAUGUAAAGAAUUUCAGAUUACUAUUUUAUGUUUUUAUGAACUUUGUACAAAGCUUCCCAACUUGCAUGAACAUAAACAAACUGAAUUAAGUAUAUCACAUUCAUGUAUGUUUUCUUUAUUUUAAUGAGGUGCAGAACAUCCACAUCCAAGUGGCUCAUGUGUGGUUACAGAAAGGAAUUUUAUAUUGGAGCAAUAAUCUGUUGUUAGGUUGAAUUCUGAUGUAGGAAUGCAGACUGUGUGCUGCGGUGGGAUAGCUGAGGCUCUUUAAGAUUAUUGGGUAUUUAUCAUUCUGUUUUCUUAGCAUAGCUUUUGCAACACCAAAUCAUACAAAUUGCAAUGUUUUUCUGCUCCAGUUUCAUUAACAUUGUGGUUGUUUUCAAAUAUUUCAAUAACAAAAUAGGAAUAGCUCAAACUACAAGAUACCAAAGAACUUUGUCACAAAUAAACUGUUAAAUGAUG